AUGUAUCUUAUCAGGACCGAUGGAUCAUACAGGCUUGAUCGGAUAGAUCCGCGCGAGUGGUGGUCAGAUUCUUUGAAGAAGUAUGGGAUAUUAUCACACACGUGGGCAAGAGACAACGCCGAGGAAGUUUCAUUCCAGGACAUGUCGAACUUGGCAGCUGCGAAACAGAAGUCUGGUUUCGAGAAGCUAGAAGAAACGUGCAAGAAAGCAGCCAGGGAUGGGAUUUCGCACAUCUGGAUCGACACGUGCUGCAUUGACAAGAGCGGACCGCACGAUCAAAUACAGAGUGAAAUUAACUCCAUGUUCCAAUACUACUCACAGGCCGAAGUGUGCUAUGUGUACUUAGCAGACGUGCCUGGGAGCUGUCCUCAGUUGAGGGAUGGCGAUAGACUAAAGGAGACCUUCCCUAAGACGAAGUUGACGUGGAAGCAGCACAUCGAGCGCAGCCGAUGGUUCACACGCGGCUGGACUCUGCAAGAACUCAUUGCUCCCAAGAAAGUUGAAUUCUACAACCGCAGGUGGAGGUGGAUUGGCUCGUUGCGCGGUGCGCUGAUGGAAACGGUCUCGACCGCUACCAGAAUACCGCAUGGCGUGCUGAAAAAGGACCCUAGUUCCUCGCUAGAGGAAUAUACGAUCGCGGAACGGAUGGGAUGGGCUGCGACAAGGAGGACAACGAAAGAAGAAGACAUGGCAUACUGUCUUUUGGGCAUCUUCAACAUCACAAUGGCGACUAUCCCGGGCGAAGGGCUUAGAGCCUUUGAAAGGCUCCAGCUUGAGAUUCUGCGGCGAUCUGCAGACCAUUCCAUUUUCGCGUGGAAUUGGCGAUCCGGCUUCAAGCGCAAACAUGGCGGGAAUGAGUCGCUGCUUGCACCACAGCCAGUCUAUUUCCUUGCCAGCGAACCCAUCGUGCCUAUACGCGAAACACGGGCCAAGACGGUACGCGGCGAGCAUCCGUUCGAGAUGACGAAUCGAGGAUUAGAGAUCCGGCUGCCAGUGCUGAGGGAUGCGACGAAACCUGCUGGCAGCAAAUCGAGGCUCGCCCUCUUGAACUGCGCCUAUCUAAACAAGAAGGGAAAGAAGGAACGUAUAGCCUUGCUUGUGAAGGAAAUCGACGACGGCAAAGCCAGAGACAAAGCACCGGAAUAUGAGGUGUACUUUGAGCCGUACGGGAAGAAAUCCGCCCAAGGCGAGACGGAAUACACAAGGCUGAUCCGAAUGGCGCCAGGAUCAGCGGAGCCAAAUGUAAAGCAAGCGGAUAGAACUAUUAUCUUGCUGAGUGGCUAUCUAUAAUGGAAAGGUGAAGAGUUUCCAGCGGUCAUCGCGGUGUAAAACGCCGUCGGUUCCAGAGGGGAAACAAGUAAUUGUGCUUCUAGCCAGGCCGAAGCUUUCAUAUGGAUUCUCCGGGGUGCUUGAGAUUUGAUAUCGAGCGGAUUUGUCUCUCAAACUUAAAGUGAAAUGAUUG
Molecule: messenger RNA, 1462 nt
Organism: Verruconis gallopava
Lineage: Eukaryota; Fungi; Ascomycota; Dothideomycetes; Venturiales; Sympoventuriaceae
Exons: 1
Coding region: 1-1290 (429 amino acids)
Source: RefSeq, a predicted model, not a curated record